AUGCCUGCCAAGAGAAAAUUGGUUGCUGAGGCUAACAUUGAGCUAGCCAGCGUGCCCUCGACGCUGCCUCCGUCUGUCGAAGAAGCCUACCGACGGAAGUGUGUCCAGCUGAAGAACCGCACAAACGAGGUCGAGGAUGCCAACGACGCCGCCAGGCUCCGGCUCGCCCGCAUAAAGCGCCAGGUCGAGAAGCUGAGGAUAGAAAGGGCCUUUCUGCUUGAGCAGCUGGCCAAGCGCACCAGCACAAACGUCGAAGACUCCGAGGGCAGCCCCAGUCCGCCUCCAACGGCAACCUCCUUCGAUAUCCCCAUUGAAUCGAAUGCUAACCCCCGAAAGCCCAAGGAUAAGCCGCUGCGCAUCAAGAAAGGUCACCGAAAGUCCAAUGCUCCAGCUGACGCCGAUGCCAAACAAAGCUCCGCAAAGGAGCCAACAUCCCCAGCGUCUGAGUCCAAUAGCCAGGCAAAGCGCUCUCGCGCCAACGGCGUGUCCAAGUCUUCCAAAGAGCCCAAGACUGCUUUUGAACUCUACUGCGAGGAGGCUCGGCCGGCGCUUGAAGUCAAGGACAAGGAGGAUAAGGAGGACAAGGAAGAUAAAGAUGACAAGGAUGACAAGGAUGACAAGGAUGAUACCGAGCUGAAUAUUGACGAGGAGCUCAAGCGUGACUGGGAUGAGCUACCGGAAACGGAGAGGGAAGAAUACCAGGCCAAGGCGGACCAACUGAAUAAAUCUCAAGAGGAGGAGGACAAGGCAGCCGCUGAUGCUGAUGCCGAUGCCGACGUCGAGUCUCCCAAGAAGAGCAGCGUCAAGGCCGAGCCCGAAGCUGAAAAGCCAGAGGCUGAGGCUCACGAUGACGAUAUUGAGAUGAGCAACUAUGACACCGAAGACCAGGAGACUCAGAUGGAUAAGGAUGGCGACGAGUAA
Molecule: messenger RNA, 921 nt
Organism: Trichoderma harzianum CBS 226.95
Lineage: Eukaryota; Fungi; Ascomycota; Sordariomycetes; Hypocreales; Hypocreaceae
Exons: 2
Coding region: 1-921 (306 amino acids)
Source: RefSeq, a predicted model, not a curated record